GCCUUUUGAACUUGAGGCAGUUGCAAUGUGGCCGAUAAUGUAACCCUGGCGGGAAUAUCUUUUUAGCAGCGAAACUGUGACCAAAUCAACAAAAUCAUGACGACAGGAGCUUCCAAUCCAAAUAAUCCAGUUGUUUUUUUUGACAUCGCUGUCGGUGGACAGGACAUAGGUAGAAUGAAGAUGGAGUUAUUUGCUGAUGUUGUUCCAAAAACUGCUGAGAAUUUUAGACAAUUUUGUACUGGAGAAUACAGAAAGGAUGGACUUCCUGUUGGUUAUAAGGGAGCCAAUUUCCAUAGAGUCAUAAAGGACUUCAUGAUUCAAGGAGGUGAUUUUGUAAGCGGAGAUGGCAAAGGUGUUUGCAGUAUUUAUGGAGGAAAAGGUGUUCCAUUCCAAGAUGAGAACUUUAAGCUUAAACAUGAGUCUCCAGGGCUACUUUCCAUGGCAAAUAGUGGUCCAAAUACAAAUGGUUGUCAGUUCUUUAUCACCUGUGAAAAGUGUGACUUUCUAGACUCAAAGCAUGUUGUUUUUGGAAAAGUUAUUGAUGGCCUUCUUGUCAUGAGAAAAAUCGAGAAUGUACCAGUUGGAGCAAACAAUAGACCGAAACUUGCAGUAGUAAUCAGUCAAUGUGGAGAAAUGUGAAUCGCAUUGAAUGAUAUAGCUCUGAAGGUUCUUAUCCACUUCAAAAGACGGCAUGCAUUUUGCAAAGUCUGGAUACCAUCAAGAGAUCGGGGAAGGUAUAAACAUACAGGAUUUCCAAAGAUUUGGAAUGUAAACCAAGAAUAUCAGUCUAGAAACAUUUUUAUUACAUAAAAAGUAGAAAUAAUAACGAAAUGUGCUUUUAGUUAUUAUUGUGGCUUUAGUUGCAUUAAACAAGUUGGUUG
Messenger RNA from Rhopilema esculentum, 881 nucleotides. RefSeq names its product peptidyl-prolyl cis-trans isomerase H. Gene Ontology annotation, cellular component: cytoplasm; intracellular membrane-bounded organelle. Gene Ontology annotation, biological process: protein folding; protein peptidyl-prolyl isomerization. Lineage: Eukaryota; Metazoa; Cnidaria; Scyphozoa; Rhizostomeae; Rhizostomatidae. The record is from RefSeq and is a predicted model, not a curated record. Gene Ontology annotation, molecular function: peptidyl-prolyl cis-trans isomerase activity; cyclosporin A binding.